Populus euphratica (Euphrates poplar) is the source of this 1614-nucleotide messenger RNA. RefSeq lists its product as uncharacterized. NCBI's taxonomy places the organism in Eukaryota, Viridiplantae, Streptophyta, Magnoliopsida, Malpighiales, Salicaceae. The transcript is spliced from 4 exons. Gene Ontology annotation, molecular function: protein dimerization activity. The record is from RefSeq and is a predicted model, not a curated record. The coding region runs from base 1 to 1593 and encodes 530 amino acids.
AUGGAGAGAGAGGGCUACAGAAUUAUAAAACCAUCUACCCACGAAUCUAGAACAGCAUCAAUGCUAGCAGCAGCAAAAUUUCUUAAAGCACUUGAAUUGGUUGCAAAGCAUGGGCCAGGUUUCAAGCCUCCAUCCUACCAUGAUAUUAGAGAGAAGUAUUUGAAGCAAGAAGUUGACCAAACAAUGAAUUUGCUUGAGGAUUAUAAGCUAGAAUGGAAAAAAAUUGGUUGUUCAAUAAUGUCUGAUGGAUGGACAGAUAAAAAAAGACGUUGUAUUUGUAAUUUUUUGGUUAAUAGUCCUAAAGGGACAGUUUUUUUGUCAUCGGUGGAUACUUCUAAUAUGUCCAAAACUGCUGAUAAGGUAUUUGAGAUGUUAGAUGCCAUUGUGGAAAGGAUUGGGGAGGAAAACGUUGUCCAAGUAGUCACCGAUAAUGCUGCAAAUUAUAAGGCAGCGGGACAAUUAUUGAUGGAAAAAAGAAAGAGUUUGUUUUGGACACCAUGUGCUGCCCAUUGUAUUGACUUGAUAUUAGAGGAUUUUGAGAAAAAGUUAGAGAUUCAUCAAGUAACUAUUGCUAAGGGGAGGAGAAUCACUUCAUAUAUUUAUUCAAGAACUAUUCUUAUUUCCAUGCUAAGACACUUUACGAAAGGAAGGGAUUUGAUUAGGCCUGCUGCCACACGGUUUGCUACUGCAUAUUUAACUUUGGGAUGUUUGAAUGAUCAUAAAAUACAGUUGAUGACUAUGUUUACUUCCAAUCAGUGGAGUUCAUGUAGGUUUGCAAGAAUAGAAGAAGGGAAACGAAUUCAAAAUUGUGUUUUGGACAGCAGGUUUUGGCAUGAUGUUACUAUAUGUAUUAAGGCAGCGUAUCCUCUAAUUAAAGUUCUUCGAUUAGUUGAUUCUGAUAAGAAACCAGCUAUGGGUUUUAUAUAUAAAGCAAUGGAUGAAGCAAAAGAGAAGAUACAAGUGAAUUUUGGUUCUGUGAAGAAAAGGUAUAUAUCUUGCUAUGAAUGUUCAGAAUUACAAAGGUUUGCAAUCCGAGUUCUAAGCUUGACUUGUACUUCAUCUGGAUGUGAGCGUAAUUGGAGUGCAUUUGAAAUGGUUCAUACAAAACGAAGAAAUCGUUUGCACCAGAGAAAAAUGAAUGACUUGGUAUUUGUAAUGUGUAAUUUGAAAUUGAAUAAUAAUCAAGUCAAAAAGCAAGCGGAUGAUUUUGGUGUAGAAGAUGAUCUUUCAUCUGAUGAUGAUUGGAUAACCGAGGGAGAAAAACAUUCAAACAUUGAUUUGCUUGGUGCUAUUGACAAUGCAACACGAAGAAAAAAUGGUAAUGAAGAUGAAAGUGAUGAAGAAGAAAUUCCUAAUGAUGCUGAAAUAGAGAGUCAUGGUACUGAAGAUGAUUUGGAUAUUCAAAUUGAUGAUAUUGGUGUUGGUACUAGUAGUAGCACUAAUGCUCAUAAUAUUGGUGUUGGUACUAGUAGUGACACUAAUAAUCCUCUUGAUGCUAAUGAUAUCGAUGAAUGUAUGAGGAAUAAUGAGGAAGAUGAAGGCAAUGAAGCUGGUUUUAGUUUACAUGACACACCAGCAGAUUAUUUGUUUUAAGUUUGUUAAUUAUUAGCUAAU